ACGAUCUCUAUUACUAUUUUUUCCCCUAUGUAUCUUACUAUAGAUGGAUAGGUCUUCGAAUUUGUAUCUGAAAUAGUUUUAUCCGAAAUUAUGAGACGCGUUGGAAAAAUGAGGACUUCGAAGUCACGUGUAACGUAUUAAGAUCAUUGAAUGAUUAUCUAUUGACUAUUUUGACGAUACAUUUACGGAUUUAAGUCGUAAAUAAAAAUGACUGAUUUGUGGUUAGGUGUUAUUAAAGCAUAAUUAUAUUGUGUUAAAAUAACGAAACUUAUUCGAAUAAAUGAACGCAACAAGAUUACUAACUACUGUUUCUAUAACAAGUGUUACUCGUAAUAUCCAUAUCAUACUGUCUCGUCAGGAGCAAAAGAUCUUUCACAUGCUCGAGUUGCCCCUGCAACACUCACUUUUCGGAUAUCAUUGCAAAAGUGCAUCAGUUCCAGAAAUAUUAUUUUCAACAUACUCAAAUGUAAUUGAAUACAUGUUUAAUCCAAUGACACAUCAAGAAUUUAACAAAAAUAUCAUGGAACCUCUUUUGGAUACUUGUUAUGCUACAAAUAGUAAUUCAGCAUCCUGUGAUAUACCAUAUAAUAUUUCUAAUACAAAGGUGGUAAGUCACAGAGCUAGCACUGACACAAUGGCAAAUGAAAUGGCUAUUAAUUCAUGUAUGGAACAUACAACAACUUUACAACAAAGAACUAUUAUCGAUAAGCAAAAUUAUAACGCUAUAAGGAAAUGGAAGAGAUUGGGAAAAGGGAAACUACAGAUGGAUGGAGAUGAUGCAUUUGUAUUUAGACUAUUGUCUUUCAAUAUUCUUGCACAAAAUCUUUUAGAAGCUCAUCCAUAUCUGUAUCUGCAACAUAAUAGGGAAGCAUUGCCUUGGGAUAUACGAAAACCUCUUUUAUUACAAGAAAUACUUGAAGCACAAGCUGAUGUUAUAUGUCUUCAAGAGAUGCAGGAAAAAUAUUUAAAUGAAUUUUUAAAACCUUUUAAAGAACUUGGAUAUAAAUAUCUGUACAAGAAACGAACUAAUGAUAAAGAGGAUGGUUUACUAUUGUUGUAUCAUUCUGAUCAAUUCAAUUUGGUAGAUUACAUGAAAGUAGAAUUUUAUCAACCAGGCAUAGAACUCCUUAACAGAGACAAUGUUGGGAUAGUUGCAAAAUUAUCAUUUUGUGAUAGCCCAGAUACACAGAUUGUUGUAGCUACUACUCAUUUGCUUUUUAAUCCAAGACGAAAUGAUAUAAGAUUAGCACAAACUCAACUACUACUUACAGAAAUAGAAAAAAUUGCAUUUAUUGAAAACACAGCAUCGGGCCCAAAAUAUCUACCUAUUAUUUUUUCGGGUGAUUUUAAUUUGGAGCCUUAUACAGGCGUUUAUAAAUUUAUAACUGAGGGAUCUUUUGAAUAUUAUGGUAAAGGCAAAAAUCUGGAACCUACUGAAUUUCGUGCUUUAUCUUAUUUAUUAAUACCUCCACUAUUACGUAUUACGGAUAACUGUCAAUAUUUUCAUCUCUUAAUUAAAAGAUUAAAAGAAAAUAUUACUGAAGAUGCAGAGAAAAAGGACACUAAUUAUGCUGAUAAACAAGAUACAUCAUAUGGCGUAACUGUAUUUAAGCAAACUGAAUUUGAUACAAACAAAAUUGAACCUCAACUUAUUGAAAUAACGCAAAAUGAUUAUGUCAAAUUUUCAUCUGGCAGAUUAACACAUCCUUUUAAUUUACGUAGUGUUUAUAAACAUACAAACAAACAUGGAAAAAAAGAAGUAACAACUAAUCAAGGGGAAUGGAUUACAGUUGAUUAUAUAUUCUAUAGUGAUCUUGAACCAAUAGAUACAUACACCUUGCCAACUAUUGAAAAGUGUAAAAAUUUUCCUACUAUACCUAACUUUGCUGUUGGAAGUGAUCAUUUAUGCUUAGGGGCUAGUUUUAAAAUAUUAAAGAAGAAGUAAUAAAAGUACAGAUUCUACAAUUAACUCUUUUUAUGAAAGUGACUAUAUUUACCAUCAAUUCAUUAUAAUGGCUGUGAAUAUGUAGUGAUCUUAUUAUCAUAAAAACAUCAAAGAUUUGUUAAAGGUAUAAAUUAUAAUUUUACUUUUAUAUAAGUAGUAAUAGAUAAUAAUACAUCACAGAAUACAUAUUUAGACAAAAUUCUAUAGUGUUUCUCACAAUAUAGUUUAUAAUUUUGGUUUUUUUUUAAGGAUGACUAUAUGUAGAUAAUUUAUGUAAUAUAAUAAAACUUAUUUGAUUACA
Molecule: messenger RNA, 2246 nt
Organism: Vespula vulgaris
Lineage: Eukaryota; Metazoa; Arthropoda; Insecta; Hymenoptera; Vespidae
Gene: angel
Product: protein angel
Exons: 7
Coding region: 281-1945 (554 amino acids)
Molecular function (GO): 3'-5'-RNA exonuclease activity
Source: RefSeq, a predicted model, not a curated record